Molecule: messenger RNA, 4847 nt
Organism: Rhincodon typus (whale shark)
Lineage: Eukaryota; Metazoa; Chordata; Chondrichthyes; Orectolobiformes; Rhincodontidae
Product: NAD(P) transhydrogenase, mitochondrial
Exons: 22
Coding region: 102-3356 (1084 amino acids)
Biological process (GO): NADPH regeneration; proton transmembrane transport
Cellular component (GO): mitochondrial inner membrane
Molecular function (GO): NAD binding; NADP binding
Source: RefSeq, a predicted model, not a curated record
CAGUGACAAUCUGAGAACGUGAGCUAUCUACCCGGCUUUCGAAGGUCAGUGAGGACGGUGAGGAUUGAAGAGCAGGCAGUGGCAUUGGUCUUCCCCCCAGAAUGGCAAGCCUUCUCCGCCCUGUGGUCACCAGCUGCUCCACUCCUGUUCUCAGCAUAGUGGCAUGUGUAAAAUUGCAGGUGGUGAGGACCCAAUGUUUACGGCAGUUCAGAAUGCACCAGGUCUUCUGGUGCCAGAAACCAGGAAUUCCCUAUAAACAGCUGGCUGUAGGAGUCCCAAAAGAGAUCUUCCAGAAUGAGAAGAGAGUGGCUUUGAUUCCAGACGGUGUUCAGGCUCUGGUGAAGCAAGGAUUUAAUGUUGUGGUAGAAUCUGGUGCUGGUGAAGCAUCUAAAUUCUCCGAUGACCAAUACAGAGGAGCUGGUGCCAAAAUUAUGGGGACGAAGGAGGCCCUGGGUUCAGACCUUGUUGUCAAGGUUCGAGCUCCAACCUUCAACACUGCACUAGGCGUUCAUGAGGCUGACCUUCUAAAAGAUGCAGCAACUCUGGUCAGCUUCAUCCAUCCAGCUCAGAACAAAGAGCUGCUCGAUAAACUCUCCCUGCGUAAGGCUACGGUGUUAGCAAUGGAACAAGUUCCCCGAGUUACAAUAGCCCAAGGGUAUGAUGCUCUUAGUUCAAUGGCCAAUAUUGCAGGGUAUAAAGCUGUAGUGUUGGCUGCAAAUCACUUUGGGCGUUUCUUCACAGGCCAAAUCACAGCUGCUGGCAAGGUUCCCCCGGCAAAGGUCCUUAUUAUUGGUGGUGGUGUUGCUGGUCUCUCUGCAGCAGGUUGUGCAAAAUCAAUGGGAGCUAUAGUGAGAGGAUUUGACACAAGAGCCGCAGCUCUUGAGCAGUUUAAAUCUUUGGGUGCGGAACCAUUAGAAGUAAACAUUAAAGAGUCUGGAGAAGGUACAGGAGGUUAUGCCAAAGUAAUGUCCAAGGAGUUCAUCGAUGCAGAGAUGAAGCUGUUUGCGAAACAGUGUGGAGAGGUAGAUAUCAUCAUCAGUACGGCCCUCAUUCCAGGCAAGAAAGCUCCUUUAUUGAUUACCAAGGAAAUGGUUGAAUCAAUGAAGGAUGGAUCGGUUGUUGUGGAUUUGGCUUCUGAAACAGGAGGAAACAUUGAAACCACUAAACCGGGGGAGCUUUAUAUUCACAAGGGGGUGACUCACAUUGGUUACAUGGAUCUUCCCAGUCGACUAGCUACCCAAUCCAGCACAUUGUACUCCAACAAUAUCACAAAACUUUUAAAAGCUGUUAGUCCUGACCCGGAAAACUUCUACUUGGAUUUGAAAGAUGAGUAUAAUUAUGGCACAAUGGACCAUGUGGUUCGAGGAACUGUGGUGAUGAAGGAUGGGAAACUGAUCUUUCCAGCACCUCCACCACAGCAUAUUCCGGGAAGUACUCCGGUACAAUCUAAGAAGGAGCCGGAGCUAGAGAUUGAGAGAAAGGAAACAGUUUCUCCAUUUAUUAAAACCAUGAACACAUCUGCCAUUUGCACAGGAGGUCUGACUAGUUUGAUGGCUCUCGGAAUCUCUGCCCCGACUGUUGCAUUCCCACAGAUGGUGACUAUUUUUGGACUGGCUGGAAUUGUUGGAUACCAUACUGUUUGGCGAGUCACACCAGCCCUUCACUCCCCUCUUAUGUCUGUUACUAAUGCCAUCUCAGGUUUGACUGCAGUUGGCGGGUUAUCACUGAUGGGAGGCGAUUACACACCAGGGAAUAUUCCAGAAUUUCUUGCUUUAGUGGCAGCUUUUAUUUCCUCAGUUAAUAUUGCUGGUGGUUUCUUAGUUACUAAGAAGAUGCUGGAUAUGUUUAAACGACCCACUGAUCCCCCAGAAUAUAAUUACCUGUAUCUGCUCCCUGGUAUGGCUUUUGUUGGAGGUUAUGCAGUUGCUCUGACCAAUAAUUAUCCUAUUGAACAGAUGAUGUAUCUUGGAUCAGGCUUGUGCUGUGUCGGAGCUUUGGCUGGGCUGUCCACUCAAAAUACUGCUCGUCUUGGCAAUGCUUUGGGAAUGAUUGGUGUAGCUGGAGGAAUUGCUGCUACUCUGGGAGGCCUUAAACCUUCUCCUGAACUAUUGGCGCAGAUGUCAGGUGCGAUGGCUGUUGGUGGCACUCUUGGACUUGGAGUUGCCUCUCGUAUCCACAUCUCUGACCUUCCCCAGCUGGUUGCUGCUUUCCACAGUCUGGUUGGUUUAGCUGCCAUGCUUACCUGUGUGGCUGAGUACAUGGUGGCAUAUCCGCACUUCAGUACAGACUCUGCAGCCAAUUUAACCAAGAUCAUAGCCUACAUUGGCACUUACAUAGGUGGAGUGACAUUCAGUGGUUCUCUUAUUGCUUAUGGCAAAUUACAAGGUGUGUUGAAUUCAGCUCCAUUCCUUCUUCCUGGGCGUCACUUUCUGAAUGCAAGUCUGCUGGCAGUCAGCGCUGGAGCAAUUGUUCCUUAUUUGAUUGAUCCAAGCUAUGCAACUGGUAUUGUCUGUUUGGGAUCUGUAUCUGCUCUUUCUGUGGUUAUGGGUGUGACAUUAACAGCUGCUAUUGGUGGUGCUGACAUGCCCGUGGUCAUCACUGUACUGAACAGUUACUCCGGCUGGGCCCUGUGUGCUGAAGGGUUUCUGCUGAACAACAACCUCUUAACUAUUGUUGGUGCAUUGAUCGGCUCUUCUGGUGCUAUCCUCUCCUACAUCAUGUGUGUGGCCAUGAACCGCUCUCUGGUUAAUGUGAUUGUUGGUAGUUACGGCACUUCAUCUACUGGAAUUGGUAAACCCAUGGAAAUCACAGGCACUCACACUGAAGUCAGUGUGGAUCAAACAGUUGAGAUGAUCAGAGAGGCCAAAGAUAUCAUCAUUACUCCAGGAUAUGGUCUUUGUGCUGCUAAGGCUCAGUACCCCAUCGCUGAACUCGUCAAAAUACUCAUAAACCAAGGAAAGAAAGUUCGGUUUGGAAUUCACCCUGUUGCAGGGCGCAUGCCCGGGCAACUCAAUGUGCUGCUUGCUGAAGCUGGAGUUCCAUAUGAUAUCGUACUGGAAAUGGAUGAAAUCAAUGCAGACUUUCCAGAAACUGAAUUGGUGUUAGUUAUUGGAGCAAAUGACACUGUCAACUCAGCAGCUCAGGAAGAUCCAAAUUCAAUUAUUGCUGGAAUGCCUGUGCUGGAAGUCUGGAAAUCCAAACAAGUUGUUGUGAUGAAGAGAUCUCUGGGAGUCGGCUAUGCUGCUGUUGACAAUCCAGUGUUUUACAAACCAAACACUGCCAUGCUGCUGGGUGAUGCAAAGAAAACUUGCGAUGCCCUCCAUGCGAAGCUCAGAGAAUCAGCCAAAUCGAGCUAAAUCCAAUGGAAUGCUCUGCAAUUUUAAAGCAAAAGUUUGAGCUUUUUUAUUAUUAAUCGAAAGCAAGACUCAAAGUAACCAAAUUUAUCAUUUAUCCUGUUAAAGUCUUAAAUUUUGAAAGAGAAAGAUAGUGUACACAUAUUUGAAUUGAUUGCUUCCCUUGUUAUUUUUAUGUACUUGUUAUGCUUUUAUACUUCCGAAUGGAAAUCGUACAGUUGACACUGUACAGAAUUACACUACUGGAAAUUAAACUUGCUCUUUUUACCAAGGAGAAUAGUUGCUCACAAUAUAUUUUAAGUAGAUUCGUGAUGAGGUAUGGGCAAGUGAAUUUUUAUCUGGAAGUUCUGUGGACCACUUUACCAUACUAAAUAGCAAGCAUGCUUGUGGUAGCCUCUUAACUUGAGACACCAUAUGAUGUGGACCACACAAUGUGUCCCUUGCACUCAAACCCCCAUUGCAUGGACACCGAAGAAGAUCUAUUCUAUAUUGUAUUAAAAACCUCAAUACCAGAAAUUAUUCACUAGCAAUAUUUGGAAUAUACGCCAAAGAAUAAAUAUUGUCCAUAGGCCAAAACAUGUUCAACAAACCACAUGUUUCAAAAGUAAUUUCUUUUCACAUAGAUGUCAGCCAGCAAAAUAAUAGAACCAUCUUUUUAUAAAGCAUUAAAAAGCUUUGAGCCAAAUUACUACUGUAUAUCUACUGAUAAAAUAGUGUUGCAUUUUCAAUUGAUUUCCAACCUAAAAUGAGUUGUAAGAUGCAUCAUUGUUGCAAUAGAAAGUGGCCAAUUGGUAAUAAAGCCAUAUUGUGUAUAUUGUGGAAAUGGGAGAGACAAAGAUAUGACUGUUUAUGUGAGAUUAGUAUAGAAUGUAAAAUUUUAUUUUAGAUAUUAGAGGAACUUCUAAAAUUACCACAGGGCAAUAUGUUUACAUAACCAAUAUCUAUAUGUUGGGACCUCCUGUAAAAUUUUAUUAACAGGUCGAUUAUGAUAUUUUGAUGGUUAUCCCUUACAUUUCUUAUUAGACCAAUUCACAUUGCCCAACUGGAAAUAAUCUGUAGCAAUGGUAAUUUCUUUAUGAAUGCCACUUAUGUUGUUUACUGUCAAAUAAUUAUUUUGGCAUAUUAGUCAUUGUGAUGAGUUUCCUUAAAUUACAUUUUCAAUUUUGAAUUGUAAGGCCCAUCAUACAGUAAAACGGCUGCUAGUUUUAACUAGUGUGUUGCACUGUUCAGUUUGUUCUGUGGUCAGAUCACAGAAUAGUUUACAGUGCAGGGCAUUGUGUAACAAAUCCAUUCUAUAAACAAAAGGGGAUAAAAUUCCAUCCAACAAAAUGUAACAUUCACAAAUAUUUAUGUUAAGGUUUAAAUGCUUAGAGUUUUAGAUCAUUCUGGCUGUAAAAUGUUCGGUUACUUAAAGAUCAGUAGAUGUAAAGGUGCUACAUGUUGUUCAAAGUUCUGUUUGCUUACAAUAUAUCUACAUUCUUACGUUUAUAAAUA